Molecule: messenger RNA, 4253 nt
Organism: Puntigrus tetrazona (Sumatra barb)
Lineage: Eukaryota; Metazoa; Chordata; Actinopteri; Cypriniformes; Cyprinidae
Gene: tnn
Product: tenascin N
Exons: 16
Coding region: 140-3202 (1020 amino acids)
Molecular function (GO): protein binding
Source: RefSeq, a predicted model, not a curated record
GAGAUUUGGAGGACUCGGGACAUUGCUGGUCAGGAGGGCCCUGAAUGCCCAAGUCUGAGCUUGUAAACAGGUGCUUGCAGUAAUAGGCGUCCAUCAGUGAGCAGGGAUAUUACUGUGGCAGGGAAUAUUCUGGGAAACCAUGAUUGUAAGAUUCAAUCGGCUGAAGAGAGGCCUCUUCCUUCUAGGGAUGCUCUUUAUGGUGUCCCGUCCUGUGCUUUCUGAGGAGGUGGGUCCUGCAGAGAAAGAAGUCACGUUUAGCCAUGUCUACAGGAUUGACUCUGGUUGUAAGAAGGGUUCUCAGGUGGCUCAGCUUUCCCAGGACCAGGCCUCAGAAGGGCAGUUAGUCACAGUGGAUGGAGAGAAUGACAUUGUCUUUAAGCACAACAUACGUCUGCAGUCGGCUGGUUGUGGAUGUGCAGAUUCUGAGGACUUCAAAGCCCUGCUGUACCGAGUAAAUGGCCUGGAAGAGGAAGUCACCUACCUAAAGAGUCAAUGUGCUCAGGGCUGCUGCAAAGGAGGGUCAGGUGUGGACACUAGCUGCAGUGGACACGGCACAUACCAGCAUGACUCUUGCAGUUGUAAGUGUAACCCAGGUUGGGAGGGUCCAGACUGCUCAAUCUCAUCUUGCCCUGAUGAAUGCAACGAUAAUGGCCGCUGUGUUGACGGACGCUGCGUGUGCUAUGAAGGCUACACUGGCCAUGACUGCAGCCAGCUCACGUGUCCCAACGACUGCAAAGACAAAGGCCACUGUGUGGAUGGCAAAUGUGUGUGCUUUAGUGGAUUCUCAGGAGAAGACUGCAGUAUCGCCACCUGUCCGAACGACUGCAUAGGAAAUGGGCGCUGCGUGGAUGGACAGUGCAUCUGUGAUGAGGGGUUCUUUGGAAUCGACUGCUCCAUGGUCCUAGGACCGAAAGGUCUCCGUCUGAUCAAAGCCACAGAUGUAUCUCUGCUGGUGGAGUGGGAGUCUGUGAGAGGAGCUGAGUACUACAUCCUGUCCUACCAUCCCAAGGGAGACAAGGGAGCCAUUAAAGAGGUCCAGGUGGAAAACACGAAAAACUCCUACCUGAUCACAGGCCUCAGACCCGGAGUCACGUACAUAGUGCAGGUGUACGCUGUCAUCAGGGGCAUUAACAGUGAAUCCGAUGAGAUAGUGGCUACUACUGAGAUCUCUGGUAUUGAAGGAAUCAAGGUGUUGAGUCAGACAGAGGACUCAAUCCAGGUGGACUGGAAGAACCCUGCGCUUUCCGUGGACUUCUUCAAAUUGACCCAUGCUAGCCCUGAUGGUCAGGAAGGGCAGGAGAACGUGGCAAUGAGCCAAGAGGCCAGAACUAAACACACCAUUGUAGGCCUUAACCCAGGAACACAAUAUCAGAUAGGUGUGCAAGCAAUCAAAGGUGAAAGCGAAGGCAAGCCGUCAUAUGCCACAGGGGUCACAGACAUUGAUUCCCCAACCAAUCUGGCAACCAGGGAGGUGACGGAGAACUCCGCAACCGUGACGUGGGAUGGUGUUCGCGCUGACAUCGAUGGCUACAUACUGACUUACAGCUCGGCAGAGGGCACCAGCCGAGAAAUUAAAGUGGCCGCAGACGCUACUUCUCACCAGCUGACCUCUCUCAAACCAGGAGUCCUGUACACAGUUUUCCUCUGGGCCUACAAGGGCUCUCGUUCCAGUAGGAAGAGCAUGACCGAAGCAGAGACGGAUAUAGACGCUCCUACUAACCUCAUGACCAGAGAGGUGACAGAGGACUCGGCGUUGGGGACGUGGAACAAGGUGCAGGCCGACAUUGAUGGCUACAUGCUGAGCUACAGCUCUAUAGAUGGCUCCGGUCAGGAGGUUGGAGUAGGAGCUGACAGCACCUCCUACAGGUUCACUGCUCUGAAGCCUGGAGUUCUCUACACAGUCUAUGUGUGGGCCAUCAAGGGCCCUCGCUCUAGCAAAAAGAGCUCGACAGAAGCAGAAACAGAUAUAGACGCUCCUACUAACCUCUUAACCAGAGAGGUGACAGAGGACUCGGCGUUGGUGACGUGGAACAAGGUGCAGGCCGACAUUGAUGGCUACAUGCUGAGCUACAGCUCUAUAGAUGGCUCCGGUCAGGAGGUUGGAGUAGGAGCUGACAGCACCUCCUACAGGUUCACUGCUCUGAAGCCUGGAGUUCUCUACACAGUCUACGUCUGGGCUUUGAAAGGCCCUCGCUCAAGCAGAAAAGCCACAGCUGAGGCUGAAACAGAGAUUGACGCGCCAAAGAACCUCAAAGCCAUUGAUGUCCAGACUCAAACCUCCACUAUAACAUGGAAAGCUCCUCAGGCUAAUAUUGAUGGGUACAUCCUGACAUAUAGGGCUGAGGAUGGCAGCAUGCAGAAUGUGGAAAAAAUGUUGACUGCGCAGGAGAAUAGAUUUGCUCUUUCUGGCCUUGCAAUGGGCAAAAAGUACAUUGUCACUCUUAUUGCCUACAGAGGCACCAAGAGGAGUAGAGUAGUGGAGACAAGCUUUAGCACGGUGGGCCUGGCCUACCCGUUCCCAAUGGACUGCACUCAGAUUAUGAGGAAUGGAAACAUGGAGAGUGGCGUCUACACAAUUUACGUCAACAACAACCGUAGCAGAACUAUGCAGGUGUAUUGUGACAUGACAACUGAUGGCGGCGGCUGGAUUGUGUUCCAGAGACGAAACACCGGCAAAUUAGAUUUCAUGAGGCGCUGGAGAGAGUAUAUCAAAGGCUUUGGAGAACUGACAGAUGAAUUUUGGCUCGGCUUGGACAAGAUCCACGAACUGACUAAUACUCCUACACAAUAUGAAGUGCGUUUCGAUCUAGGCUCGGGAUCAGAGCGGAAAUAUGCCGUCUACGAUAACUUCAAAAUAGCACCUUCCAAACAGAAGUUUAAGCUCACCAUCGGCAACUACAAAGGAAAUGCUGGUGAUGCCAUGACCUACCACCAGGGAGGGUCUUUCUCCACAGUGGAUUCAGACAACGACAUUGCGCUCGGUAACUGUGCUCUGACUCACCAAGGUGCUUGGUGGUACAAGAACUGCCACCUGGCCAAUCUGAACGGCAGAUUUGGGGACCUCAGACACAGUAUGGGUGUAAACUGGGAGCCAUGGAAGGGACACCUCCAGUCUCUCGACUUCGCAGAAAUUAAGAUCCGGCCAGUGGGAGCAGCAGGAAGACAGAAGAGGUCAUUGAAAAGGAGAGUAGCUGUGUAUUAAAAAUCACUCAACAAAAACUACAAAAUGUUAUAUUAAAAUCCAAAACAUAUGGGAAUUGGCUCAAACCAGGCUGAAAUAAUUCUUCAUAUCAGGAAAGCCACUCUGUGCUGUAGAUUGUAUGCUGUUUAACAAUUUUUUGUAUCAUUUUACAAAAGUCAGAUGUUAAUUAGGAUACGCUAUGCUUCUUUUGAUUUAGUGUAUGUGACUGACAUCACAGUGCCAUUCCUAACCCAAAGGGUGUUUUCAUACAUUUAAGUGAAGGUUUUUUUUGCAUUAUAAUCUUCACAGAAGUCUUUUUUAUUUUAUUACAGUGUUUUGCACCGAAGUACUUCGUACUGUAUGCUAAAGUUUUAAAUGGAUAUUCAAGAUUUUUGCCCAUCGUAAUAGCUGACAAUUAAGAUUUAAUUCAAAUGUCAUGUAUAAAAAGACGUUUUAUAACAGAUAUUAAGCUGAAAUGUCUUCCAUCUGGAUGUGUACUGUAGUUGUACUAUAAUUCCUGACACAGACACCAAAUCAAGUGUCACAUAUUUUCACAAAAAUAAAGUUUGUUGAUAUAAAAAAAAGCAGUUGGAAUAUUUCAGGAUCAGAUUUGACUGGCUCUUCAGACAAAAAUGAUGGGAAAUUGCAUCGUAUGCUGCAGCAUUUUAACGUCAUUGUCACUGCAGUGGGCCGGCUGCUCGAAAAUCUUCACAUCGCCCCCUCAGAGUAACCGGAAAUGUAAGUUUAGGUCAUACCGAGAAAAUAACUGUUCUUAUUGAAGAACUGGCAUCAGAAGGAGACCUAUCAGCCUCAGCAGGCGCUGGACUGGAUUGGCUCAUCUUCAGGUCUCCAGACAUCUGCCAAACUGGCAUAUCUACUGGGCAAAUGGCAGGCUAAAGAAAUGUCGUUUUUAUUUUUAUUUAUUUAUUUUCUUACUACAAGCAUGUUUUGUGUACAACCCCCAUGGAUUCUGGUACUGAAAUGUACCAUAAAGAGUCCCGACCCUUUUGCACCGCUCAACAAAAGUGCCAUGUGUUCAGCCUGCAGCUUAGCGCGCUUCAUUUUUCUCUCA